This is a messenger RNA of Oncorhynchus keta (chum salmon), 3027 nucleotides long. Its product is annotated as sialidase-like. NCBI's taxonomy places the organism in Eukaryota, Metazoa, Chordata, Actinopteri, Salmoniformes, Salmonidae. The coding region runs from base 72 to 998 and encodes 308 amino acids. The record is from RefSeq and is a predicted model, not a curated record. The transcript is spliced from 2 exons.
CAUGGUCAGCUAUCCCCACUGUACCCCCUCUUCUAGCAGUCAGCUAUCCCCACUGUACCCCCUCUUCCAGCAUGGUCAGCUAUCCCCACUGUACCCCCUCUUUCAGCAGAGUCAGCUAUCCCCCCUGUACCCCCUCUUCCAGCAGAGUCAGCUAUCCCCACUGUACCCCCUCUUCCAGCAUGGUCAACUAUCCCCACUGUACCCCCUCUUCCAGCAGAGUCAGCUAUCCCCACUGUACCCCCUCUUCUAGCAGAGUCAGCUAUCCCCACUGUACCCCCUCUUCUAGCAGAGUCAGCUAUCCCCACUGUACCCCCUCUUCUAGCAUGUCAGCUAUCCCCACUGUACCCCCUCUUCCAGCAGUCAGCUAUCCCCACUGUACCCCCUCUUCUAGCAUGGUCAGCUAUCCCCACUGUACCCCCUCUUCUAGCAUAGUCAGCUAUCCCCCCUGUACCCCCUCUUCCAGCAUGGUCAGCUAUCCCCACUGUACCCCCUCUUCCAGCAGAGUCAGCUAUCCCCACUGUACCCCCUCUUCCAGCAUGGUCAGCUAUCCCCACUGUACCCCCUCUUCCAGCAGAGUCAGCUAUCCCCACUGUACCCCCUCUUCCAGCAGAGUCAGCUAUCCCCACUGUACCCCCUCUUCCAGCAGAGUCAGCUAUCCCCCCUGUACCCCCUCUUCUAGCAUGGUCAGCUAUCCCCACUGUACCCCCUCUUCCAGCAGAGUCAGCUAUUCCCACUGUACCCCCUCUUCCAGCAGAGUCAGCUAUCCCCCCUGUACCCCCUCUUCCAGCAGAGUCAGCUAUCCCCCCUGUACCCCCUCUUCCAGCAGAGUCAGCUAUCCCCCCUGUACCCCCUCUUCCAGCAUGGUCAGCUAUCCCCCCUGUACCCCCUCUUCCAGCAUGGUCAGCUAUCCCCCCUGUACCCCCUCUUCCAGCAUGGUCAGCUAUCCCCACUGUACCCCCUCUUCCAGCAUGGCACGAUGUCAUUAUUGGUCUGUCUGACUGCAAUGUCUGUGUGUUUCUGCAAAGUGUGUUGUGUGUGUGUGUGUGUGUGUGUGUGUGUGUGUGUGUGUACACACUGUAACAGAGUUAGGGACAGAGAUCAAAGAAGACGACAGAGAUGUCAGAAGCUGUGCUGUUGGAGAGGACUAGGACCAUGUGGAGGAAGGGGCAUAGAGAUGAUGUGACUGUACCCCCUCUUGGGCUCAAUAGGACUGAGAGAGAGGUCCCUUUUUAUAUGGAUUAACUGUUGGUUUUCUUCUCACUUUUAUAUAAAAAGAUCAUCAUCGUUUCAGAUAUAGACAGGUCGUAGCUAGGUACAGAUGCCUACAGGGAGAGGUGUGUGUGUGUGUGUGUGUGUCCUCCGCCUUGCUGUUUCCUGGUCUGCUCUGUCUCCACUGUAAAGCCACACCACUCAGGGAGACUCAAACAAACAGAUAGAAGCACCAACAACAACCGCAUGUGUCGUAACCCCCCAACCAUUAACUAACGGCAACUAUACAGCUAAAGACCAAUCAGAACAAAGCAUGUCAAAGAGGAAACUAAUAUAUGUUAUAAAUAUGUAAUAUUACUAUAUUGAAAAAGAAAAUGCUAUUUAUUUAAUUCCAUGUGUGGCGAGAGAGGGGGGAUAGUGUCUGUUGGUUUGUAUUUUUGGAUAUUCGUGUCAAGGUGUAUAGUAGAUUAGUGGUCUUUAUGAGUUUCCUCAGGCUUCUAUGGGGAAGGUGUAAGACAGAUAGUGUUUUAGCUCGGGGCUUCUCCUUUUCCCCCAAAGAUGCCAAUGGAUUCAUCAGGGAUGGACCACCAGUGUGUGUUGUAAGACAAUCAAUGUGAUGAUGAUGAUGAUGAUGAUGAUGAUGAUGAUGAUGAUGAUGAUGAUGAUGAAUGUGACAUGUGUAGGGUACAUUACUAUAACGGGGACUGUGAGCCCUUUCCUGCUUUCAGAUGGACUGGGGACUGGGGAAUGGGGACUGGGGUGAGAGGUCCCGGUCUAAGAUUUUGGGGUGGAAAAACUGAAAGGUUUGUUUCUGUCUGUGUGACCAAGUGACAAUCGGAACAGUAACCUAAUUAGAAAAAUGCCUCCUGUCCUGACAGAUAUACCUAUAUAUAUAUAUAUAUAUAUAUGUAUAUAUGUAUAUAUAUGUAUAUAUGUGUAUGUGUGUGUUUGUGUUUAUAAUUGACUAUUUAUUUUGCAUAAAAUUCAAGUUGUAUAUUUUUGAGAUUUUUUUUUUUUUUCGUUUUUUUUUCGCAUUGUAAAUUUUGUUGUCUGUGUUUUAUAAUCUAGCAUUUUCAUUGAGAAUAUUGUCAUUAUCACGAUGAGAUUCCUUUUAAAUGUAGCAGUUGAACGCGGUGGUUGACAGCCAGUCCAGUGCACAGUGAAUCCGUUUUACGCUUUGGUCUUCUAGACCCAUCUCAUCAGUCCUAAAUCAUAUCUUAUAUUUCCCAGACCUGUCCUGCACAUUUGCCCAUGUAUCAAUCUAUUGAAUAACACUGUGACAUUAUCAUUUUACCAAGUCUAUAGUAGUUGUCCAAAUUAACAGCAUUUUUAUACCAAAUAAUCAAUUAAUCUUUCCUCUCAAUUUGAUAUUAAAUGUUUUACAUACAAAGCACAGUACCACUGCAGGUUCCACAAAAAGGACACAGUCACCAAAGGGAUAUAUUCUCUGAAGUAAUAUCUUUGUGCUGGACUGGUAUGGGCCAACCCUCAACUCCUUUAAAACAAGUGUUCACAUUGAUCAUGGAACCAGAACUGGGCUGGACUCUCCUGAAGGGGAAUGAUCAAGCACUUUUUUUCUACAACAUUAUUUUUCAUUUUUAAUAGUUGGGAGGUGGUGUAGUUAUGAAUCCAAAAGGAUGUGGAUGAAUUCUGUGGAGAAAAAAAUAAAUAAAAAUCUCUUUUUUUUUUUCUUUUUUAAAAAUAAAUUGGAAUGAUUCAGGGUUAAAAUGUUAUGUUGAACUGUACGCCUUGUUCAGAGCAAAUGUGACUCUGAUUGGUCUAGACAGACACAGGGAAUAUUAAAGAUGACUUCAAAUA